AAUCUGUCACACCCUCAGCCUCUCACACACCCUCCCACUACCUCACUAAAAUGCGCAGACUUGUUGCUAAAAUGAGCAUAGUGCGUGAUUCGCCCGCUUCUUACUUGCCCGACUCUUUCUUCUUUACCACCCUUUAACAAAAAAAAGGAACCGUCUUUUCACUACCUCACUCUCUCUCCUUUACUCCCCUCUCUGUUGCUUCCUUUUUCCGGCGAGUUUCUCGGCUGAGAUUGUAAACUUUUGUGUCUUUUCUGAGAUUAUGCUGAGAUCAAUUAUUGGCAAGAAACAAAUGUCUUCUGACAUAAGCUAAACUCUCUUCUUACAAUCACUGUCGCUUCCUUUUACACAUAAAGUCUUCUUCUUUUUGCUUUGAAUUGCAUAUGGCAGCUCGAUUAAACGGAUCUAGCUACUUCAAUCUCUGAUUCUCCGGUGUUUUAUCUGAGCUAGGGUUGUUUUAAAUUAGCUUCCUUUUUUUUGGGAUUCUUCGUAGUCCUGUUCAACUGUUUUGUUUGGGAAAGGGAUGGGUAGGAGGCAAAUCUCACAGGAUGAAGUAGGACCGCCGAUAAACCCAAGAGCUGGAUUGCGAAGGGAACAAGCUGGGAGAGGUUCUUACAGAGGAAGUUAGUCACUUUGUUGCUCAUCGUUGGGGAAAAAAAAGUUUCUUCUUUUUUGAAGUGGAGACAAGACUUUGUUUUUUUGUUGUUGUUUUUUUUUCUCGAAUUUAUAAAAGAAUCAAGGGAAAGGGUUUUGUGUUUUUUUUUUUUUUUUUCAUUUCCGGAGAGUUCUCAUCUCUGUCUCUCUUAGAGAAUGGGUUCUACCUCGCAAGAGAUACUGAGGAGCCUCUGCUCUAACACGGAGUGGAGAUAUGCUGUGUUCUGGAAACUUAACCACCGGUCUCGAAUGGUACUUACCUUGGAGGAUGCUUACUAUGACAAUCAUGGGCACAAUAACUCACCGGGAGUUCAGGGUUGCGGCGUUAUACCAAAGGACAUGCAUGGAGCACAUGACUCCCUGGGUUUAGCUGUGGCGAAGAUGGCUUAUCAUGUCUAUUCUCUAGGGGAAGGGAUUGUAGGACACGUUGCUCUUUCUGGAGGACACCAAUGGGUAUUUCCCGAAAAUUAUGGCAACUGCCACUCAGCAGCUGAGUUUCAUAAUGUUUGGGAGAGUCAAAUAUCUGCUGGAGUAAAGACCAUUCUUGUUGUAGCUGUUGGUCCCUGUGGUGUUGUGCAGCUAGGCUCUUUGCUUAAAGUUGAUGAAGAUGUGACAUUGGUGAAUCAUAUCCGACAUAUGUUUUUGGCACUGAAGGAUCCAAUGGCAGAUCAUGCAGCAAGUUUAAUGCAAUGUAAUAUGAACAAUUCGUUGUCUCUGCCAAAAAUACCUUCUGAAUGUUUACAUGUUGAGGCUAACCCUUAUUGCUCUGGAGAAGUUGGCAAAGCUAUGGAUGUGGAAGAGUUAACUCAAUAUAAACUGAGAAGAAGUGAUAGCAUGCCUUAUAAUACUCCUUCAUGUCUUCUCAUGGAGAAGGCAGCCCAAGUUGUGCAAGGAUCUUCUUGUGGGAGCUAUAGCAGUGUUACGUUUGGCUUCCCAAUUGAUUUAAUUGAUGCCAAACAUGAGAAUCAAGUACGUAGUGGAUGUAAAGAUCCAAGAGUAUUAGAUCCUAAUCUACAUCAGUAUAUGAAGAAUUAUGUGCUCAACAAUACAAGCUCAUCUGCUUUAGCAACUGAGGCUGAAAGAUUGAUAUCAGGCCAAUCAUACCCAGGCCUAGACUCAACUUUUUAUGAUUCAUCAAGAACAGGCAAAGAAAGUUCUUACCAAAACGAAGUGUUCCAACUAUCUGAGAACCAAGGAAACAGAUACAGAGAGGAGACUGAGCGUAUGCUGGAGGGGAAAUGCGAAGAUGCUUUGAUCUCAUCUGGGUAUCCAUUUGCUGGCAGCGAGCUGCUAGAGGCAUUAGGCUCUGGUUUCAAGCAAACGAGCAGGGGUGGUCCUGAGGACCUAGUGAAGUCUGAACAUGGUUCAACAACAAGACCAACAGAUGAUACGAGUCAUAGCCAGCUUACAUUUGACCCUAGCCCUGGCCCUGAGAAUCUUCUAGAUGCUGUGGUUGCUAACGUGUGCCAUAGCGAUGGGAAUGCCAGGGAUGAUAUCUUGUCAAGCAGAUCGGUACACUCAUUGCUUACCAGCAUGGCAGAGCCUUCAGGUCAAAAGAUGCAUAAUCAGCUGCCACUAGCAGAGGUGUAUACCCAACAGAAUCCGUCAGAUAUCUGUGGAGCAUUUUCUUCGAUUGGGUUCUCAUCCACGUGUCCCAGCUCAUCUAGUGAUCAGUUUCAGACAUCACUGGAGAUGAUGCCCAAGAAGAUCAAAAAGAGGGCCAAGCCUGGAGAAAGCUCUCGGCCUCGACCAAGAGACAGGCAACUCAUUCAGGAUCGGAUCAAGGAACUUAGAGAACUUGUGCCUAAUGGAUCUAAGUGCAGUAUUGAUUCUUUGCUAGAACGCACGAUCAAGCACAUGCUCUUUUUGCAGAAUGUUACUAAGCAUGCUGACAAGCUCAGUAAAAGUGCUACUACAAAGAUGCAACAAAAGGAAACUGGCACGCAAGGCUCAAGCUGCGCAGUGGAGGUUGGAGGUCAUCUUCAAGUGUGCUCGAUUAUCGUUGAGAAUCUGAACAAGCAGGGGAUGGUGCUCAUCGAGAUGUUAUGUGAAGAAUGUAGCCAUUUUCUCGAGAUAGCAAAUGUGAUUAGGAGCUUGGACCUCAUCAUACUAAGAGGCGUCACAGAGGCUCAGGGCGAGAAAACAUGGAUAUGCUUUGUAGUUGAGAGCCAAAACAACAAGGUAAUGCAGAGGAUGGACAUUUUGUGGUCUCUGGUGCAAAUCUUUCAGCCAAAGGCCAAUGGCAAGCACUAGCAGCAGCGUUGGUUGCAAGACUUUGCGUUUGGAGGAGGAAAACAGAACUUGCUGUGUGCUUGUACAGUGUUAUUGAUACUUGUUUUUGUUUGUUUGGGGUUUUAGGUAUAAUUUUUUUACUUAGUGUGCAUGUUUGAGUUCUCAGUGUGUUUAUGAUUUGCUUGUUUGCUUUGGAGUUUGGACUCUUUAUAAAUACAGUAAAAUGUUUAUAAAUUAAAACCAGUUAAUUAUUUUCCA
Molecule: messenger RNA, 3141 nt
Organism: Brassica napus (rape)
Lineage: Eukaryota; Viridiplantae; Streptophyta; Magnoliopsida; Brassicales; Brassicaceae
Product: transcription factor bHLH155-like
Exons: 11
Coding region: 808-2904 (698 amino acids)
Biological process (GO): regulation of DNA-templated transcription
Molecular function (GO): DNA-binding transcription factor activity; protein dimerization activity
Source: RefSeq, a predicted model, not a curated record